Molecule: messenger RNA, 2304 nt
Organism: Hyla sarda
Lineage: Eukaryota; Metazoa; Chordata; Amphibia; Anura; Hylidae
Product: CYFIP-related Rac1 interactor A-like
Exons: 15
Coding region: 485-1459 (324 amino acids)
Biological process (GO): regulation of actin filament polymerization
Molecular function (GO): small GTPase binding
Source: RefSeq, a predicted model, not a curated record
CAAGUAAACAUCAUAGAAUUGAAGAAUGAAGAGGUGACUAGGGGCUAUCCCACCAAGAGGAUGCUACUGGAAUGAAGUAACUCUGACUUUGGGGACCACCAUACAAGUUCUGUAGAUCACAUGACAUGUCGUUACAGUAAUGGAAUGCAUGGAUGCAGCUGUUCUAGAAUGAAACAGAUUGCAUUGUUGGACUAGUGAUGAUGAUCUUCGUGCUAAUGAAGUGACUCCGGGAAUCUCCUCUCCAGCUGCUGGUCCUAGAGCUGAAGUCGGAAGUGUGAAAAAUACAAACUGACUCCCAGCUUCCUCCUGCUGCUCAGACAUAGACAAAAACAGAAGUGGUAGCACAAAAAGCUGCAUUUCCGUGAAGAAAUAUAAGAGAAACCUACACAUCAUCAUGUCGACGGGUCAUGGGAAAUCUCAUUAAGGUUCUGGGCAAAGACUUAGAAAAUUGUCCACAUUUUUUCUUGGAUUUUGAAAGUGUCAGAUGGGGAACCUUCUUAAAGUCUUGUCUUAUAGCGACCUAGAACAGUGUCCCACUUUUUUCCUUGACCUUGAACAUGCUCAGCCUACGGAGGCAGAGACUGUAGUGUGGAAUCAAGUUAACUCUGUCCUGGAAGAGGCCCAGGGUAUCUUGGCUGAGCUUCAGUCAUACCGGGGAGCCGGGCAGGAAAUACGCCAGGCCAUCCAGAACCCAUCAGAUGUGCACCUACAGGAAGAGGCAUGGAGAGCUGUCUGUCCUCUUGUAGCUAAACUAAAGCGCUUCUAUGAAUUUUCUCUACGACUUGAAAAUGCCCUGCACAGCCUCCUGGAAGCUCUUACAUCACCCCCAUAUGCCCCAACACAGCACCUGGAGAGAGAGCAGGCCCUGGCCAAACAGUUUGCUGAAAUCCUGCACUUCACCCUCAGCUUUGAUGAGCUCAAGAUGACAAAUCCUGCAAUACAAAAUGACUUUAGUUACUAUAGAAGGACUGUCAGUCGCAACCGGUUGAACAAUUUCCAGGUGGACUCUGACUGUGAUGUUAACAAUGAAAUGGCCAAUCGCAUGUCCCUGUUCUACGCGGAUGCCACUCCUAUGCUGAAAACUCUGAGCAAUGCAACCACUAAGUUUGUCUCGGAGAACAAGUCUUUGCCAAUUGAGGACACAACAGACUGCCUGAGCACAAUGGCAUGUGUGUGCAGAGUCAUGCUGGAAACACCAGGGUACCGCAGCCGUUUUACCAGUACUGAAACACUGCUAUUCUGUAUGCGAGUGAUGGUGGGUGUUAUCAUUCUGUAUGAUCAUGUGCAUCCUGUUGGAGCAUUUGCAAAAACCUCCAAAAUUGAUAUGAAAGGCUGUAUCAAGGUGCUAAAAGAUCAGCCAUCAACAAGCACAGAAGGUCUACUGAAUGCUCUCAGAUAUACAACCCGCCACCUCCAUGAUGAGACCACAUCUAAACAGAUCAGAGCUCUUCUCCAAUGAUCCAUUGCAUGUGUACUCCAUGCACCAACACUGUGUAAUAGAGAAGAUGCGGCUGCUUCUAAUCAAAUGGAUGCCUCAACUCUGCAUCUAAUCCUAAUUGUGGAAUAGGAUGAAAUAACAUAUACUAAGGCUGUGAACAUCAAUAAUCCUUGGACCGCAGCUCCACUGUGGUCUGUGUUUAUGACUUUACUGCAGCGUACUAGAGUCAUCCAUGUCCCUACUGUUCUAGUUGUCUAUUACUGUUCUGUAAAGACAUCUGCAAAUAUUUCUGUACAAUAGCUUUACACUGUAUACAAUCUUCAUGCAUCGCCCCUUGCUGUGUUUGCGAAAGGGCUAGAUAUUUAAAUGUAUUAUAUUGGUCAGUAACUGUCACUGUCCUAUAAGAAGGAUCCCAGGAUUAUUAUUGGUGUCCACAGCCUUGUAUCUACUCUGCAGAUACUGUUCUUUUUUAGUCCUCCAUACAGCACAGAGUUCUGUGGUCAUUCUUUGUUGCCCUUAAGGCUGGUCAUGCACAUGGGACUAUGCUGGGCCCCAAUGUGGCAAUCUGCCAAUCCCAGCAAUAAAAUGGCAGGCUAAACUGGCAGUGAACUUGCGCAGAGACAAGUUAGACAAUUUUGACCGGUCAUGCCAUAUAUUUAUUUUUUCAACUAGGGCCGGGCGGUAUACCGGUUCAUACCGAAUACCGAAAUUUUUGUGCUGCACAAUAUGAAUUUUAGCCCAUACCGCAAUACCGGUUUGACCCCUCCCCCUCUGGAAUGAAUGAAUCAGCCCAGCGUCGCACUGUCCCCACAUCAGGGAACUAAUCCUAUGUGACCUGUGAGCGCUGUUCUGCCCCCCCCCCCCCC